UAAAAGAAUUGAACUUGGAAACUGUGGGUGCACAAUUUGAUCAUUACCAAUUUAGCUAACAUUUCGAUUGGUUUUAGGAUUAAAAUUGUAAAGUUUAUUAUUUUUGUGGGUGCAAUAUUUACAAGGUGGCUUCGCCCUGACUGAAUAACAUUUAUAAUUUAGCUAAAAAAAGUUUAGAUUUAUGCAUCUUGCAUAUGCAUCUUAUAUUUUUGGUAUUCUUGGAGCAGAUACACAAGUUAUUUGAACUAUUUGGACGUGGAAAGCAACCAGAGGAGAUAGUUUGCAAAAUUUGGAUUCAAGGAGGCACGUACGUAGUAGCCAGCGCUGUUGACAACUUGGAACACAUUCACACAGAGCGGCCUAGUCUAGCAGUCUUAACCAAGGCUGAUAUCCCCCUCCUUCAGAUGAUCACAUUCGACCAUGAGGCAUAGCGGUUUUCACCAACAGUUUUACCUUAACCGCAAGAGGAAGGACAAUGUAGCAGCUGGAGCUAGCGGCCUGUCCUGAAGACGUCUCGAAAACUCAUAGCGGUCCAGAUAGCGGCCAAAUGCAAAGGCCGCUACAACACCUGCACACAUGGUCUCCUCCUAGCGAUUGAUCUAUGGCCGCUACUACUUUUAUUAAAUCUAGUAGAUUUUGAGUUUCUAGCCAUUUGAUAUAAAUAGAAGUUGUCUUUAAUGACUAAUAACAUAUUUUUAUCUACUGUAUUAACCUAAAACCUCUUGGAUCUUUUUGUGUUUAUACAAUUUCUACUUUCUCUCUUGUGUUUACUUGUGAUUAUCUCCUUUAUAAGCUUGGUUAUGGUUCAAGUUAUCAUGAGUUUAUGAUUUUUGAGUACACCUCUUGAAUCUUUGGGCUAUAUAGAUUUAGGAUGAUCAGUGAAGAGUUAAGGUUUUUAGUGUUAGAUUUGUUUGUUUCUAUACAUGCUAAGUGUUCUUAAUGCUAGUUUAGACUCGGUCACUCUCAUCUAGAUUCUAAGAUAUUUUAUGCAAUGAAAAUGUUUCUCAAAAUAGGUCGAUGAAUUUAGUUUUUGCUCUAGCACAUUUAACCAAAGGAAUUUGAUAUUAUGAUUGCUAGAAAUAAUAGGAUUUAUAGAUGGUUAGUAGACUUAAUUCAACUGCAUGUUUGAUUGUAUAGCUAGACCAAAGAAAUUUGAUGUUUAAUGCUUGACAAUAUAUGGGUUUCUAUCAUGGAAAUGAAUUAAUCUAUCUUAGUGUUUUAGAUUUAUGAAAGCCUGUUGAUUGUUUGCUUGGUUGUUUGCUUGGUACCUUGACUUGGAACUAAUCUUUAAAAAUUAUCGAAUUCCCAUUGGUUCAUCUUAUAAGUAAUUGAUUGAAAGCCAUUUACUUUACUAAUCUUUACUCGUUCUUGUUUGACUAGACAGUCUAGUUACUUGGUUACUUAUAAACACUUUGAUUGUGUUUAGAUUAAAACAUGUCUUGAUUAGAAUCAUCUUAGAUUUAUUUGACACCUCUUUUAUGCUACAACAACUAUUGAGCUUGGAAUUAGGCUACAAAAAAAUGUUCAUUGCAUAUCAUGUAUCCUUCAAGCCGGGAUGUAAACGAUGUAAAAACCAAGACUUAGAAACCGAGUCAGAAAUCAAGCUAACGCUUAAAUUCAACUUAGUUGGUUUGGUUCUCUAUAUAUCUAAAAGGUGAAAAAACCAAUCAUACUACCAAAAUUCUUAGAAAAUUGGACAUAUAUUUAAGAUUGUCACUUUGAAAAUAAAGCGAUGGUUUUUGUUACAUAACUAUCUUCUUAAAGUUUAUAUAAACACAAUCUGUUUUUUCAGCUUGUAGACAAUCGUUUUACAUAAAAAAGGUUGCCUUAGUUUUUGUUUAUUUAAAAAUUAGAUUUAUUUGUGAACUAAAUUGUAUGUUUUCACGACGAAACCAAGAGACUAAGAUGAGACUUACAACUAGAUAAAAAUAAAUAAAAUAAUACUUACACAUAUAACGUGAGUUAUGCAAGUAAAAUAAAUGAAUUGACAUAAAUCAAUGUCUUACGAUCGGUCCUAAGCGUAACCACUAAAUAAAGAUCAUAUAUGACCCAUUGACGGCCUUCUUUUUUAUUGGGUGAUAUCAUAUACAUAUCCAAACUUAUACAUUUACAUCAACAAACAUGUGUAUAUCUGUGAACUAAACGACACAUGAAUCAUCAUGAUGAAUUCAUCAAAUACUCUUCAAUCUUCAAGAUAUACAUACGGGCAUGGAUGACGAAACUAUGUUAUUGUAUAUUGUUAGGUCGUGAAAGGUGUUAUACAUAGUCACAUGUGUUACUAUAUCCUAACAAUUACAAAGUUUAUUAUAUGAUGAUUUUUAAAACUUUAAGCUAAUGACCCUACAUGAUUAAUUAAGAAUUUGGAUUAAGGUUUGCUAAUCACGCGGUGAAUUUAGUCUCUAUAAAAGCAGUUGCUCACCUUCCACAACCUUCAAUAUCAACUCACCACAACCUUCUCUCUUACUCGUCACUCUUUCUUUUAUAUUCCUCUCCAUCUAGCUAUAAGUUAUAAAUUAAUAAAUAAGAAUAAAAUGGACAAAAGAGGAGGAAUAUGUAGUGGAGGUUCGGGAUCAUCAGGAGAAACAGAGGUGAGAAAGGGACCGUGGACGAUGGAAGAAGAUCUUAUUCUUAUCAACUAUAUCGCCAACCACGGCGAUGGCGUUUGGAACACUCUCGCCAAAUCUGCAGGUCUAAAACGCACCGGGAAAAGUUGCCGGCUCCGGUGGCUGAACUAUCUCCGCCCUGACGUACGACGUGGAAACAUCACGCCGGAGGAGCAACUUAUCAUCAUGGAACUUCAUGCUAAGUGGGGAAACAGGUGGUCAAAAAUCGCUAAACACCUUCCAGGAAGAACCGACAACGAGAUCAAAAAUUUCUGGAGGACAAGAAUACAAAAAUACAUCAAACAAACCGAUGUAGCAGCAACUGCAACGUCGUCCGUUGGAUCUCAGAGUUCAGAAAUCAAUGAUCACGCUGCAAGCACGUCGGCCCAUAAUGUCUUUUGUGCACAAGACCAGGCGAUGGAUACUUAUUCUCCUACAACAACGUCGUAUCAACAUACCAAUAUGGAAUUCAACUAUGGUAACUACUCUGCGCCUGUGGCUCCGGUGACUACGGCUGCGACGACAGCAGAUUAUCCGGUACCGAUGACCGUUGAUGAUCAAACUGGUGAAAACUAUUGGGGCAUGGAUGAUAUCUGGUCAUCAAUGCAUUUACUCAAUGGUAAUUGAUUAACAACGAUCGCUCGGAAAACAAGAUAUGGAAUAUUACUUUGAGAUUUGUGAUUUUUAGUACUGUGAUUAGUACGUGACAUGUAUAUGGUUUUUGCCUCGACGUUUCGAGGUUUGGGGAUAUACUUUUUAUAUAAUAUCAAUAAUCAUAAUCCUUGAUAUAUAUUUUGAACUUUAUUGCAACCCGUUGGAUGUUAUACAUAAAUAAAACUGGAAGGGGUCAUUUAUUUCCUGGCCUUAUAUUUGUACUA
This is a messenger RNA of Brassica rapa (field mustard), 3481 nucleotides long. Its product is annotated as transcription factor MYB21. The record is from RefSeq and is a predicted model, not a curated record. Gene Ontology annotation, biological process: regulation of DNA-templated transcription. Gene Ontology annotation, molecular function: DNA-binding transcription factor activity; sequence-specific DNA binding. Gene Ontology annotation, cellular component: nucleus. Lineage: Eukaryota; Viridiplantae; Streptophyta; Magnoliopsida; Brassicales; Brassicaceae.